UAUAUAUAUAUAUUUUAGCAAUCUGUUAAAUAAUAACUGGUAACAAAAAGUAAAACAUUCGGCUUUUCUUAUCUGGAGAAAUGCCACCUGGUGUUUUAUAAGAAUUACAUAUUGUCGCUAAUCGGCAUUCUGUAACUCAGGAAAAUGAAUGCAAAAUCACACGUAGUGAUUGUUCUGAGCGGAAAGAGAAAGAGCGGAAAGGAUUUUGUUGCUGAUAUGUUGCUUCAAUGUUUCAAGGAGAGUGGUGAAAUUUUACGAAUAUCAGAGCCUCUUAAAGAAAUUUAUGCUAGAGAGCAUGACUUGAAUUUCGAACGCCUCCUUGAUGCGUCUGAAUACAAAGAAAAACAUAGAGCAAACAUGAUCAAAUGGGGAGAAGAGCAAAGAGAGAAAAAUCCUUAUAUAUUUUGUGAAACGGUUAUUAGAAAAGCAAGCAAACGAAUUUUGAUAAUAAGUGAUGCUAGGAGGAAGACAGAUCUGGAAUUUUUUCGAAGAGAAUUUCCUAAAAACUUAUUGUUAAUCCGCAUUGAGGCUCAAGAAGAAACUCGCCAAAAGAGAGGUUGGGUGUUUACAAAAGGUAUAGACGAUGCUGACUCAGAGUGCAAUUUGGAUUCUAUAAAAGAUUGGGACUACGUAGUAAAGAAUGACAAAGACAAUUUAGAUAUUCAGGAAGAUAUCAAGUCCAUAGCGCACAAAGCUCUUGAAUUAGUUUAGUACAACUUUGUUUUUCUUUUGUUACAAUUUUACCAAAAUAAAUUAUAUUUGUAUAUUAUUAAUGAUAA
This is a messenger RNA of Dimorphilus gyrociliatus, 779 nucleotides long. The record is from the annotation of a GenBank genome assembly. Lineage: Eukaryota; Metazoa; Annelida; Polychaeta; Dinophilidae.